This is a messenger RNA of Misgurnus anguillicaudatus (oriental weatherfish), 2011 nucleotides long. RefSeq names its product odorant receptor 131-2-like. Gene Ontology annotation, molecular function: odorant binding; G protein-coupled receptor activity; olfactory receptor activity. Gene Ontology annotation, biological process: detection of chemical stimulus involved in sensory perception of smell; G protein-coupled receptor signaling pathway. The record is from RefSeq and is a predicted model, not a curated record. Gene Ontology annotation, cellular component: membrane. Lineage: Eukaryota; Metazoa; Chordata; Actinopteri; Cypriniformes; Cobitidae.
GUAUUUAACUGCUAUGCUGAACUUAACAGAAAGCAACAAUCUAAGCAACACUUCUUUGUUGUCUAAUUUAAAACCUUUAAAUGAAAAGCCGUUGCUGGUGCAGGUUCUGGUGGGAAUACUUCUCUAUGUAAAUGGACUGAUGAUCUUCACUUUCCUGAAGAAAGAGGUCUUCUUGGAAGAAACACGUUACAUCUUAUUUGCUCAGACACUUUUUGUUGACUCUACUAAUAUGCUGUUAACUUGUUUAACUUUGACCGGAAGUGUUAAUCAAUAUCCAGUCCACAUUAUUCCAUGUUGUAUCUUCUGUACAGUUAUGUCUGUGCUCACUAUUUGUACUCCUGUGACUCUUGUAGCGAUGUGUUUGGAGCGCUAUGUGGCUAUAUGUAUGCCUUUAAGACACUCCAGCAUUUCAACACCCAAAAACACUUUAAUUGUACUUCUUGUGAUAUGGGCUGUCAGUUUUGUUUUACCACUGUUUGUACUUAUAGUGUUUCUUGUUUAUGCUUCACCUGUUGUCCUGCAAUCAUAUGUUGUCUGUAGCCUGGAGGUCCUGUUACGAGUAAACUGGCUGGCAGACACGAGGGCUGCAAGUCUACAGAUAAUAUUUAUCAUAAUGUUUUGUACUGUCAUCUCCACCUACAUUAAAAUUAUGACUGCAGCCCGAUCAGCCACAUCUGAAAACAAAAAGUCAUCUAAGAGUCUCAGAACUGUAAUUCUUCAUGGUAUUCAGCUGUUUCUAUGUAUGCUGCAGUUUAUAAUGCCUUAUAUAGAAACGCCUUUAUGGAAAGUAGAUGUAGUGCUGUUUUUUAAUGUAAAAUACUCAAAUUACAUUCUGUUUAUUAUCUCACCUCGUUGUCUGAGUCCAUUAAUUUAUGGAUUAAGAGACAAAAAGUUUUGUAAUGCUCUGAAACAUUACGCCUUUUGCGGCAUUGCCAUGGACUGUAAUCGGCAUAAAAAUAGGUUAGAUAAGACAACCCCUUUAGGGGUUUAGUUAAUAUUUUUGUAUACAAAUAGUCAUGCCAUGUAUUGUUUCAAUAAAAUACAUACUAUUCAUGUGUAACACUGAUUUCAUAUCAGAUCAUUAGCUGUAAGCACAAUAAACAUAAUUUUGUCUUGUAGUUAAUAUACAGUAGGCCUACAAUAUGCCUUGCAUUUAUAAAAAAAAGGCCUGUAUAAAAUAUUUUUAGUAAAAAUGUGUCAAUGUAACCUAAAAGUUAUGUAAUAAAAACAAGUAAAUGCUUCCUAGUCCUUGUGUUUAUGUAGUCUUAUUUUGAAGAUAUUAAUGGACUUUUAAUUUUUAUAUUUGGUUCUGUUGUUCCUGGCUUUACUGUUCCUCUUUAUACUGUGUCUUUAUAGCAACAGAUUAGCCAUCAUAACUUGUUUCUGGUGUAGUUCAGUCAUACACUGGCCGUUUUUAAAUCCGAAUGCUGCUGAGGUUGCAUUCUUAGGCUGUAUACAUUAUUAUUUCAGAAUAUUAACAAUUAUAAAGUUGACUAUUAUUCUUAGUUAAUCAUUAAUUGUUGUAAUAUGCUUAUGAAUUGGUAAUGUAAUGACUUAAAUAAAUCAGGCUUGAUGACAUCUGCAGCCUGCAUACAGUAUGCGACCUCCGUGGCUGCAGCUUUUGGACUGAGAAACGGUUAUUGUGUGGUUUUUGUGUAAUGUAAUGCUUGUGUAGCUGGGAAGGAGAGGGCAGCACUUAGACGUUUUUACACCAUAUAUUGUAGAAUUGAAACACUUUAUACCCAAAUGUCAAAAAAGUUACUCAAAUCAAUGAACAGCACUAAUAAAGCCCCAUUCUUACAGAUCAUUAACAAAAAAUUUUGGUUUAGGGUUUAGUUACUCUUUAAGGUACUAUAAUGUACCUUUAAAGUACUAAUAUGUACUUUUUUGUGCCAAUAUGUAUUUCUUAUACUAAUAUGAACUCUUUAGGUAUAAAGAUGUACUUUUUGACAGCUGGGGUACAUAUUUUGACAAUUAAAAAAAAUCAUAGUGUAUAUAAAGCUAUAUCAUA